AUUUAAAUGUCGAUUAUGAAUUAGGUAUUGAGAUUCGUGAAUUUAGUUCUGAAUAUGGUUCAGUACAUUUUAUCGGUAAUGAAGAUCUUUCGUACAGUUCUGUGGGAAUGGAUGCAUUUAUGGAUAAGGUAACUAGGGAGCUUAUGGAUGAUCUGAAUAAAGAUAUAGAGUAA
Molecule: messenger RNA, 173 nt
Organism: Racocetra persica
Lineage: Eukaryota; Fungi; Glomeromycota; Glomeromycetes; Diversisporales; Gigasporaceae
Source: the annotation of a GenBank genome assembly